AGAAAAGCCAUAAUAUAGGCGUGGUAUAUUUUGAUUCGGAUUCAAAGCUGUCACUCUCCAUAAUAGGAUAAAAUCAUUACUUCCAUUCGAAAUCGAAACUAUAAAAGUUCAGAAUUCGGAAUGGCCUCAGCUUCAAGCACAAGUGCUAGGAGUUUAUUCGCCGAGUCGAAGAGUCGUCUUGCAGACCGGGUGCAAGUGAACGUGAACAACAUUGCGUCGGUGGCGCGCCAGAUUAGCAGAGGCUCCAGGGCCAGCGAGGCCGUGGUGCACAGCGCCAAAGCGUUCUGUCAGCAGGAGCAGGCCGUGGCCAACUCUGAAGACAACCUCAAGAAGAUGACUUUGGCUGUGGCCCACUUGGGAUACCAGUACGAGGCCAUUAACAAGAAUUGCAUGCUCCUCGAAGACGUCAAGGAGCAAGUGCGUGCAAUGCAAAGAUGAGACAUUUUACCUUUCCAACCGCAAAGAGUUGAGCAACCAGAGUGACUCAAGUUUUGUGUUUGUGGUUAGAAAAAAAGACAGUCUUCUAGAAGCGAAUCCUGUGAUGCUUUUCAACUAUGGUUUUUUUAUCUGAAUAAAUUUAUUAUCAGUUACUUUGUUUGAUAUUACGUUGCA
Cloeon dipterum is the source of this 612-nucleotide messenger RNA. It is a transcript of the gene BORCS7, whose product is annotated as BLOC-1 related complex subunit 7. Lineage: Eukaryota; Metazoa; Arthropoda; Insecta; Ephemeroptera; Baetidae. The transcript has 2 exons. Gene Ontology annotation, cellular component: BORC complex. The record is from RefSeq and is a predicted model, not a curated record. Bases 121 to 438 code for a protein of 105 amino acids.